This is a messenger RNA of Ogataea angusta, 1605 nucleotides long. RefSeq lists its product as uncharacterized. Bases 1 to 1605 code for a protein of 534 amino acids. NCBI's taxonomy places the organism in Eukaryota, Fungi, Ascomycota, Pichiomycetes, Pichiales, Pichiaceae. Gene Ontology annotation, biological process: vacuole inheritance; nucleus-vacuole junction assembly. The record is from RefSeq and is a predicted model, not a curated record. Gene Ontology annotation, cellular component: fungal-type vacuole membrane. The transcript has a single exon. Gene Ontology annotation, molecular function: protein-membrane adaptor activity; protein binding.
AUGGGCUGUUGUUGUAGCAAAAGCGAGCAUGACAACUUGUAUCCCCAACUUCUAGCUGACAACGAGAGAGACGCGAUUUCUGCCCUUUUGCAAUACCUGGAAAACCGCGGCGAGGUGGACUUUUUCUCUGAUGGUCCGCUCAAAGCACUGAGCACGCUCGUGUACUCGGACAAUAUCGACCUCCAGAGAAGUGCAGCAUUGGCAUUUGCCGAAAUAACAGAGAAAGACAUCCGCGCCGUUUCGAGAGACGUGUUGGAGCCGAUAUUAAUAUUGCUACAGAGCUCCGACCAGGACGUCCAAAGGGCAGCCUGUGCCGCGCUAGGUAACUUGGCCGUCAACGACGACAACAAGGUUCUCAUUGUGGAGAUGGGCGGGCUGGUGCCUCUUAUCAGACAGAUGAUGAGCUCCAACAUCGAGGUCCAGUGCAACGCUGUCGGCUGCAUCACAAACCUGGCUACCCAGGACAAAAACAAGACCAAGAUUGCCACCUCUGGAGCUCUAAUUCCACUCACCAAACUCGCCAAAUCCCCAGACCUUAGAGUUCAGAGAAACGCCACAGGUGCCCUGCUGAACAUGACCCAUUCUCUAGAAAACAGGAAGGAGCUCGUGGAGGCCGGCUCAGUGCCCGUCCUCGUUCAGCUACUGUCCUCCUCCGACCCAGACGUCCAGUACUAUUGUACGACAGCACUGUCCAACAUUGCUGUGGAUGAGUCCAAUAGAAAAAAAUUGGCCACUACCGAGCCGAAGCUGGUCAGCCAGCUGGUUCAGCUAAUGGACUCUUCGAGCCCGAGGGUCCAAUGCCAGGCUACGCUAGCUCUCAGAAACUUAGCAUCCGAUGCAUUGUACCAACUGGAGAUCGUGCGCGCGGGCGGCUUGCCGAACCUGGUCUCGUUGCUGAAGUCACAGCACGAACCACUGGUUCUUGCUGCCGUCGCAUGCAUCCGCAACAUAUCGAUCCACCCUAUGAACGAGGCCCUGAUCAUCGACGCAGGUUUCUUGAAGCCUCUGGUUAAUCUGGUGGACUACACGGAUUCUGUCGAGAUACAAUGCCACGCCGUUUCCACUUUGAGGAACCUGGCUGCCAGCAGCGAAAGAAACCGCAUGGAGCUGCUGGAGGCAGGAGCGGUCAAGAAAUGCAAAGAGCUGGUGUUGCAAGCUCCCGAAAGCGUCCAAAGCGAGAUAUCUGCAUGUUUUGCAAUUCUUGCGCUGGCUGACGACCUCAAGGCCAAGCUGCUCGAACUUGGCAUCAUGGACGUGCUGAUCCCGCUGACCAAGUCGUCAAACCCUGAAGUGUGCGGCAACUCUGCCGCUGCCCUGGCCAACCUGUGCUCAAGAAUACAGGACUAUACGAUAAUUCUGGACAACUACGACGGCAUCUCUAGUUUCAUCUCCGACUUCCUGAAUUCGGGCAACUCUACAUUUGAGCACAUUGCCCUGUGGACGAUGCUGCAGCUGCUGGAAUCUGACAACCAGGAAAUCAAGUCUAAAAUAAAAAGCGAAAUCAACAGAGGCAAGAUGAACCUCAACAAUCUAACCGGCGAGGAUUUCAACGGAGCAGAUGAGAUAUCCAACCUGACGCAGCAAAUUCUGGACCUCAUCAAAUGA